Coregonus sp. 'balchen' is the source of this 14288-nucleotide messenger RNA. The record is from the annotation of a GenBank genome assembly. Lineage: Eukaryota; Metazoa; Chordata; Actinopteri; Salmoniformes; Salmonidae.
AUGUCCGCCAUUGUGCCAAACGAUGGUCAAUUCUUGAUAAAAGACAUAAAGUCGGGGUUGAAAAAUGUAAAUGUAAUCUUUAUCGUGUUGGAAAUGGGUGAGUGGUGAAUGACAGUUCCAUUUUUCUGUGUUUCAUGUGGUGAUUAAUGAAUUGAUUAAAUCACUCUCUCCUUCCCUCUACCUGAAGGAAGGGUGACUAAAACAAAGGAUGGGCAUGAGGUUCGCUCCUGCAAGGUGGGGUUAAUGUCCUCAUGAUUUUCUCCCGAUUCUCCAUCUUUCUUCAGUCUCAUCCUCCCCCUUUCCACUCUCUCCUUCAUGCAGACCUUCUCUACCUCUCUCCUGUAAAGUGGGAUAAUUGCUCUCUUCCACCCUCCCUUUCUAUUCUACUCCCUCCCCCCUCUCUCCUGUCAGGUGGCUGAUAAGAGUGGGUGCAUCACCCUGUCUGUAUGGGAUGAGGUGGGUGGACUCAUCCAGCCAGGAGACAUCCUCCGCCUCACACGAGGGUAUGGUUAUCUAUCCAUCUAUCCAUCUAUCCAUCUAUCCAUCUAUCCAUCUAUCCAUCCAUCCAUCCAUCCAUCCAUCCAUCCACACAGUCAUUUAUUUUGUUCUCUCUCUCGUCAGCUAUGCAUCCCUGUGGAAGGGCUGUCUGACUCUCUACACAGGCAGAGGAGGAGACCUGCAGAAGAUAGGAGAGUAAGACACAAACGGUUGGCUUGUAUGUUAAUGUGUUAUAGAUUUAGGUAAGGUAUUGAUCUGUGUUGUACUGUAGGUUUUGCAUGGUCUUCUCUGAGGUCCCAAACUUUAGUGAACCAAACCCAGAGGUACUGGCCCAGACCAACAGGCCGGUGAGUACACACACACCGGAAUGAUCUAUCAAUUUUGUUAUUAUACAUGUUAUUUUCUAAAUCUCCUCUCCUCCUUUUUUCUCUAUUCAUCUCAUCCCCCUCUCCUCUCCUCUCCUCUCCUUUCCUCUCCUCUCCUCUCCUCUCCUUCCCUCUCUCCAGUCUAAAGUUGAGUCCCAGAACAGUUCUUCUGUCAGUCAAAGCUCCACCCCCUCAGUCCCCACCCUCACAUACUCUUCCUAUGGAUGCUCUCCGCUCUCCCGGAAUCCAACCUAUGGGAGCGCAGGACGGCAGACUGGGCGUGGCACCGGAGGUCCUGGCACCGCCCCCAAGCCCACAGUAUCUAUGGGCAACGGCAGGGACCCACGGCGAGGGCUAAAGAGGAAAUGACACUUGUCGGAUUCCAAACCAACCCCUAUUUUACGUCUGACUUGGGCCUUGUUGUAUUGUUUUUAUUUUGCAAAUUAAAUCAUUUUUGUUAACAUGGCCUAGGUCAUAAUUUUCAAAGGAAGAUAACAUGUUACAUAUUUGGUUCAAAUAAAUAAAUAAAUCAGAACUAAAUGAUUUUGGGGGUUUGAAGUAAUGUUCAAAAACUACCCUGGCUAAUCAACUCUCUCCAACUAUUUCAACACGGUCCAUACCGGCUCCCCUUUCAUUUGGAGUAGGUAGAAGUUGUUUCUUGGAAAGAGGCAAAAAAGAGUGACACCAGGUUAGAGGACUUUCUCUUUCCUUUUUCUGGAACACCGCAGAUGCUAGAGGAUGCAUGUGACCAAGUGUCCUUUCAAAUGAAUUACACACAGAGAAACAACACCCUACCACGUGGAUCUGAGAGAGAUAGAGGGGCGAGUUCUCAGAUGAAUCUACUCCCAAAGCACACUAAGACCCAGUCCUGAUGGGAAAAGGCCAUGCAUCCACCAGACCUUCCUGAAUAAAGUCUACUUAAAGACAGUAAACCAUUAAAAACAGUAUGAAGCACAUCUCCUAUCACAGAACUCAUUGACUAACUGUGACUCCUGUCCUUUUUCCUUCACUUACACUGAGUGUACUAAACAUUAAGAACACCUUCCUAAUAUUGAGUUGCAGCCCCCCUUUUGUCCCCAGAACAGAUUCAAUUCGGCGGGGCAUGGACUCUACAAGGUGUCGAAAGCGUUCCACAGGAAUGCUGGCCCAUGUUGACUCCAAGGCUUCCCACAGUUGUGUCAAGUUUGCUGGAUGUCAUUGGCAUUGGGGUGGUAGACCAAUCUUGAUACACACGGGAAACAGUUGAGCGUGAAAAACCCAGCAGCGUUGCAGUUCUUGACACAAACCGGUGCGCCUGGCACCUACUACUAUACCCCGUUUAAAGGCUCUGAAAUGUUUUGUCUUGCCCAUUCACCCUCUGAAUUGGACACAUACAACUGUAAGUGCUGUUAUUGUGAAUUGUAAACAUCUAGGAGCAACAACGGCUCAGCCGCGAAGUGGUAGACCACACAAGCUCACAAAACGGGACCGGCGAGUGCUGAAGCACGUAACGCGUAAAAAAUGAACGAUAGCCAGUCAGCCUGAGUAUUUGUAGGCCGAGCCUUUCACCAAAUGGUGUUCCUGAUGUAGAGUAACUCUGCCAGAUCAUGGUCGAACCAGGGGCGGAACCUGUUUAUAAUUUUAAGUUUCUUUAUGGGGGCGUGCUUGUUAACAAUAAUACUGAAAAUAUCAAUAAAAUAAGGUCCAAGCAUCUUCGACAGAGCUGAUGCUAUACCAAUAGACAGAGGCCAGGUCAUGAAGGAAGGCUUGCCCAUUAAAGUUUUUCCAUCAACCGUCUGACAAAUCAGGACAGGUCGUUUAACUGAGCAGCCAUUACGAACACAGGCCGUAAAACAGUGAUCACUAAGGUCAUUACAGAAAACAACAGAAUGAUACCUAUCAGGAUUAUUUGAGGAUAACAUCAAGGAGAGUAGCAUUUUCUUGGUGUUUGGGAUCAUACCUUCUGGGAUUGGCAAUGAUCUGAGAGAGAUUUAGGGAGUCCCAUUGUUUUAAGACUUGGUCAGGUGGUUUAAGCAUGUCCCAAUUUUAGGUCACCUAGCAGGACAAAUUCAGACUUAGUGUAAGGGGCCAGGAGAAAACUGAUGGUGGACGAUAACAGUCAACAAAGAGCUAUUUGAAAGCUUGAUGCUGAAAACCAGCAAAUUAAAUCGUUUGGGGACAAACUUGGUGUAGUCAACUGAGAACUGAAGGUGUUCCUUGGUGAAGAUUGCCACUACACCACCUUUGGAGGAUCUGUCUUGCUUAAAAAGGUUAUAACCAGAAAGGUUAACAUCAGUGUUCAGAACACUCAUUCUUAACCAUGUUUCAGUAAUGACUAACACAUCUGGAUUGGAGCUGUGAACCCACACAUUUUAGGCAAUAAGCUUCUAGUGUUAACAUGCAGAAAACCCAGGCUUUCACGAGAGCAGAAAUCAUUGAAGCAGAAAUCAGAGCAUUAGUCAGAAUUGGUGCUAGCAACAGUAGACAGGCCAGGGUGUACAAUAACAUUUCCAGAUAUUAUCAGCAGCAAUACAAUCAGGGCACAGCAGAGGACAGGGAGGACUUUGCACUGUUGAAUUUCUUAUGAUAUUUUCAUGUGCAUCAGAUGGCAACAAGAUCAUAUUGUACAGGAAUUUCAUCAGAUAACAUGAAUACAAGGCCGGCAAGAGAGGAUUAGAAUAGGAUGGGAGGCCAGGAGUCCGUGUAACCAAUAGAGAGUCAGAGUUGCGAGCGUGGGAACAAACAUUGUCUGGCCCAGGUCGGGUAAACAAGCAAGUUCAUAGUCAACAAAGCGCACAGGAGUCAUGGAAAGAAAAGCACAAGAAACAAGCCAAACGGGUUAGGGCUGGCCAGCGGAUGUUCAAAGAGUCACUCCUCCCAACAUAAUAAAGUGAGAGAGUAGCUCUCUAUGAGACCAGUAGGCUAUAAAAGUCAGAGAUAAAAUAAAUAAAUAGUAGACCUAUGCUAGUUCAUUAAAAGUGUUUGAGUUAAAGCUCACAUAAUAAGAUUCACAAGUUAACUAGCCUUCAUAUAAAUUCAGAUCAGUUCAAAGUCUGCGGUGUGUGUGUGCUGGAGGUAAGCGAAAGCUCAGGGGAGAGAGGGGGGAGUGAGGUAACACAAGCAAUGAAGGCCUGACGAAGGCUACUGCUGUCAAACAAUUUAAUUGUGGCACAGGAAUAAAGCACUUAGGAGCAGCAUUUACAGUGUGCAGGAUUUCCUUUCUUUGUAUUCAGAGUACUGAUACGUCCCAGCUAGUCUGCUAUUAACUUCAUGUUUAUAAGACUGGUCCCCUGCCCAAGACCAAAUGGUAUGUCCCUCCCAAUUCUGCCAAGACUAAAAAUGAAACUGAAAGUAUGUCAAUGAUUUUGUUGGUGGAGGCAGUACCUGUGAAAAAUAGCCAGAAGGCUUUUCAUUUGGUUAGUUUGCAGAGACUGGAUACAAACGGAGCGCCUGAGAGAAGUUUGAGGUGUUAGCUGCUAACGACUGCUUUCCAAUCAGCUACAAACAAAUAUCCUUACUGGUUUGAGAGGCUUUCACGGUUAACAACUGUUCUCAGACCAUCCAUGCUUGACGAGGGUGUACGCUAUGAGGCCCUAUCAGUGGCCAUGGGAGCCACGGUGAGGCCCUUGUCCGACUUCCAGAGGAACAACCCUGGCAAGACGCCUGAUAACCUUUUGACUGUGGAGGGCUUUCUCAUCGGUUCUGUCCUGGGUGUCACCUCUCUCCUGCAGUGGCUCAACCCUGUGUCAUGGUUGGCAUGGGGGGUGUCAAAGCUUUUCUUCAGUGAGGACAAAAGCAAGGCAACCGACACUGAACUCUACGUGGACGAGGCAGAAUUCUUUGAUAGGGAGUUUGAUUAUGACUUCACCAAUGUUUCCGACUCUGAGUGUUUUGAGAGAGGCGGUGAGGGCUACAAGCGACCGUGUGGAUGGAAACGCAUCGCGUUGAAGGUUCUGGACAAAUACGGAGAUAACACGUGGCUCGGUCCAAACGGGUUUCGGACACACUCGGUUACCGGGGAGUGGCCAGUGUCGUAUCACGGUACCAGCGAGGACGGGGCUAAAGGCAUCAUCCAGUCCCACUAUAAAGCAGGAGCUAGGCAGCUCUACGGCAGAGGGAUCUACUCCACUCCUGACCUCAGCCAAGCCAGCGGCUACGCUAGAGACUUUCUGUCGAAGACAAACGGGAAAACCUACAGGAUGGUCCUUCAGAACCGCAUCAACCCAGCCCAACGGAAGAUCUGUAAGAGAGUUGACUACUGGCUUGUUCCAGUUAAUGACGGCACAUCUGAGGAAGAAGAGAGGAGGAUUGUGGAGCGCUCCAUCCGCCCCUAUGGGAUUCUGCUGAGGGAGAUCUGAAGGGAGGUGUGAUAAGAGAAGGUACACCAAAGUCAUAGGGAAGGUGUCAAAUGCAUACUCCUCGCGUCCUCUCUCUUCGUCUCUUUCUCAAAACCCAUUGGAUGAGAAAGCCAGAGUUCCUUCCCCUCUGACCUUCUCCUCCAAUGGGUUUUGAGGAGAUGAGAGGAUGUGAGGAGUAUGCAAUUGAGAUCUUCCCAUAUAGAGACUUUAAAGCAGGAAGCCAUGUUGCUUCUUUUUCAGAAAUUAUUGCCUCUUGAAGGAGUUCGAUUAUAUUUCAUUAAUUAGAUUUGAACUGCUAGAUAUUCCGUCUUCUUUAUUCAUCUCAUAGUUGUGUGUUAUUGUUUUAAUCGGAGGGUGAUAGUAAACUUAGAGUAGCUUUGUAUUGUCAAAUCCAUGUUUUUUCUGUCUGGCUGUAUCAAUGAAGUGCCUAAUGUGAAAAUGCUUUUUGUGAAUUACAUCAAUCAAUGUUUAUUUAAGGUAUAUGUUUACUAUAUUUUACUACAAUAAAUCUACUUUUCUACUGUUAAUGUUGUGACAUUAAUUGUGCACCUUGUUAGGUGUGAGUUCAAAUGUAUAUUUUGUUCAGUGAUCUGCCAUCAUUUCUGCUUUUUCCUGUUUUUAUUUUAUUAUUUUAAGUCUUAUUUUGUUUUACCUCCAGAAUAAAAUCUGGCCCUGCAAUAUGUUUCACUGCACUUCUGUUUGAACACAGGAGGGCAGGACAGCACAUAGUUUACAUUACAACUCAGUUCUCAGGGUACCUGCUGUAAUAUGACUUUUUCAAGGUGUUGCUAGUGUUAAUGUUUGAAAUAAAGAUUCCUCAAACUGAUGAUCUGAGUUCAAUAAACAUGUAUGUAUUUGCCCCUGCAUGUAGUAUAUUUGCAUGUACACUGCUAAAAAAAAUAAAGGGAACACUUAAACAACACAAUGUAACUCCAAGUCAAUCACACUUCUGUGAAAUCAAACUGUCCACUUAGGAAGCAACACUGAUUGACAAUACAUUUCACAUGCUGUUGUGCAAAUGGAAUAGACAACAGGUGGAAAUUAUAGGCAAUUAGCAAGACACCCCCAAUAAAGGUCUGGUUUUGCAGGUGGUGACCACAGACCACUUCUCAGUUCCUAUGCUUCCUGGCUGAUGUUUUGGUCACUUUUGAAUGCUGGCGGUGCAUUCACUCUAGUGGUAGCAUGAGACGGAGUCACAACCCACACAAGUGGCUCAGGUAGAGCAGCUCAUCCAGGAUGGCACAUCAAUGCGAGCUGUGGCAAGAAGGUUUGCUGUGUCUGUCAGCGUAGUGUCCAGAGCAUGGAGGCGCUACCAGGAGACAGGCCAGUACAUCAGGAGACGUGGAGGAGGCCGUAGGAGGGCAACAACCCAGCAGCAGGACUGCUACCUCCGCCUUUGUGCAAGGAGGAGCAGGAGGAGCACUGCCAGAGCCCUGCAAAAUGACCUCCAGCAGGCCACAAAUGUGCAUGUGUCUGCUCAAACAGUCAGAAACAGACUCCAUGAGGGUGGUAUGAGGUCCCGACGUCCACAGGUGGGGGUUGUGCUUACAGCCCAACACCGUGCAGGACGUUUGGCAUUUGCCAGAGAACACCAAGAUUGGCAAAUUCGCCACUGGCGCCCUGUGCUCUUCACAGAUGAAAGCAGGUUCACACUGAGCACGUGACAGACGUGACAGAGUCUGGAGACGCCAUGGAGAACGUUCUGCUGCCUGCAACAUCCUCCAGCAUGACCGGUUUGGCGGUGGGUCAGUCAUGGUGUGGGGUGGCAUUUCUUUGGGGGGCCGCACAGCCCUCCAUGUGCUCGCCAGAGGUAGCCUGACUGCCAUUAGGUACCGAGAUGAGAUCCUCACACCCCUUGUGAGACCAUAUGCUGGUGCGGUUGGCCCUGGGUUCCUCCUAAUGCAAGACAAUGCUAGACCUCAUGUGGCUGGAGUGUGUCAGCAGUUCCUGCAAGAGGAAGGCAUUGAAGCUAUGGACCGCCCGUUCCCCAGACCUGAAUCCAAUUGAGCACAUCUGGGACAUCAUGUCUCGCUCCAUCCACCAACGCCACGUUGCACCACAGACUAUCCAGGAGUUGGCGGAUGCUUUAGUCCAGGUCUGGGAGGAGAUCCCUCAGGAGACCAUCCGCCACCUCAUCAGGAGCAUGCCCAGACGUUGUAGGGAGGUCAUACAGGCACGUGAGGCCACACACACUACUGAGCCUCAUUUUGACUUGUUUUAAGGACAUUACAAUCAAAGUUGGAUCAGCUGUAGUGUGGUUUUCCACUUUAAUUUUGAGGGUGACUCCAAAUCCAGACCUCCAUGGGUUUGAUAAAUUUGAUUUCCAUUGAUAAUUUUUGUGUGAUUUUGUUGUCAGCACAUUCAACUAUGUAAAGAAAAAAGUAUUUAAAAAGAUUAUUUCAUUCACUCAGAUCUAGGAUGUGUAAUUGUAGUGUUCCCUUUGUUUUUUUGAGCAGUGUAGAAUAGAAUAUAAAUUAUAUUGUCCAUCCGAGGAUGGAACUUUUCCUUUAGAAAAAUGAAAAAAAUAGACAUCAUCCUCUGUUUUUUUGUUAAUUCUUUCCGAUGUGUCAAGUAAUUAUAUUUUUGUUUUCUCAUGAUUUGGUUGCUGCCCUGUGGCUCUGUGGGGUCUGUUUGUGUAUGUGAACAGAGCCCCAGGACCAGCUUGCUAAGGGGGCUCUUCUCAAGGUUAAUUUCUCUGUAGGUGAUGGCUUUGUUAUGGAAGGUUUGUGAAUAUAUUAUAUUGUCCAUCCGAGGAUGGAACUUUUCCUUUGGCAUCACUUUAGAAGAAUGAAAAAACCUCCCAUUGUAUACAUCAUACACAUUAACAACACAGUAAACCUGACACCCUGUGCUGUACAUAGACAUAGAGAACAUGGAAACUCAUUCAUAUGACCUAGUGCACGUGUCAAACUAAUUCAUAUGAUCUAGUGCACGUGUCAAGCUCAUUCAUAUGACCUAGUGCACGUGUCAAACUCAUUCAUAUGACCUAGUGCACGUGUCAAACUCAUUCAUAUGAUCUAGUGCACGUGUCAAACUCAAUCCACAGAGGGCUGAGUGUCUAUGGGUUUUCGCUCCUCCCUUGUACUUAAUGAAAUAAGGUCACUAAUUAUUAAGGAACGCCCCUCACCUGGUUGUCUAGGUCUUAAUUGAAAGGAGAAACCAAAAACCAGCAGACACUAGGCCCUCCAUGGAAUGAGUUUGACACCCCUGGUGUAGUGUAUCAGAGUACCAUGUUGAUUACACCUAACCAAACCUCUUAGAUCUCCAUAGGUAGUAGGAACUAGCAGCCAUUUGGGAUUCUGUGCAUGUUUAUCAGUCGGUCUCCUUCUCACUCCUUCCCUUGUCAGUCAUCUGUGGUUCUCUGUCUUCAGCAGUUUCUUAUUGAGCCCAAUAACCACAGAGGCAAAGUUGUUGAGACCCACAAAGUCUCCACAGAUGAUGUUGACAGCGGUCAGGUCCGGUCCAGGAGUCUGCUCCUCCACCCAGUCCAGCAGCAGGGAGAAACUCUUCAUCGUUAACUUCCUCAUCGUCAGACAGGGGUUGCAGACCACCACAGCAGUAUCCUCCGUCAGGUUCAGCCCCGAGGUGAAGAAAUGAGCUGUCAAUCAAAGAGCUCAGCUGUCAGAACACACACACACACACUGCUAUGGCUUACUAUACUUGAGGACUUUUUGGAGACCAAUUGAUUCCCAUUCAAAAUAAAAAAUGUCCUAAACCCUAACCCCUUAAUAGCCUUUUUACAAGUGAGGACUGGCAAAAUGUCCUCACUUCUCUGAAUUUAAUUUAAUUUACUAUUUUUGUGAGGACUUUUGGUACUCACAAGUAUAGUAAAACAUGUACACGCACACACAUCUGUGAGGUUAUUCACUUUUCAUGCCAAUAAAGACAGAAAACAAUGGGCACUUCACUUCCUGAAAACGUGAACUCACCCAAACUGACACCACUUCCUGAAAACUGAACUCACCCAAACUGACACCACUUCCUGAAAACUGAACUCACCCCCAACUGACACCACUUCCUGAAAACUGAACUGACCCCAACCCUGACUGAGACAGCCAGUAGUGGGGUCUUGUCUAUCCUGUACCUGUUGGGGGCAGAGUUUGUCUUUAAACAGCUGAGUGAUGUAGGAGACCAGGGCCUGGUGCUCAGAGUAACUCAGCAGGUGGAAGUGGGAACAGGACAGGAUCACUACCUCCUUCUGGUGCUGCUCCAACCACACAGCCAUGGUUCUCUCUCUCUCUCUCUCUCUCUCUGUCUCUCUCUCUCUCUCUCUCUCUCUCUCUCUCUCUCUCUCUCUCUCUCUCUCUCUCUCUCUCUCUCUCUCUCUCUCUCUCUCUCUCUCUCUGUAUCUCCUCUCUCUCUGUAUCUCUCUCUCUCUGUAUCUCUCUCUGUAUCUCUCUCUCUCUCUCUCUCUCUGUAUCUCUCUCUCUCUAUCUCUCUCUCUGUAUCUCUCUCUCUCUCUCUGUAUCUCUCUCUCCCUCCCUCUUUCUCUCAAUUCAAUUUCAAUUCAAUUCAAUUGAAUUUAAGGGCUUUAUUGGCAUGGGAAACAUGUGUUAACAUUGCCAAAGCAAGUGAAGUAGAUAGUAAACAAAAGUGAAAUAAACAAUAAAAAUGAACAGUAAACAUUACACUCAGAAGUUCCGAAAGAAUAAAGACAUUUCAAAUGUCAUAUUAUGUAUAUAUACAGUGUUGUAACAAUGUGCAAAUAGUUAAAGUACAAAUGGGAAAAUAAAUAAACAUAAAUAUAGGUUGUAUUUACAAUGGUGUUUGUUCUUCACUGGUUGCCCUUUUCUUGUGGCAACAGGUCACAAAUAUUGUUGCUGUGAUGGCACACUGUGGUUUUUCACCCAGUAGAUAAGGGUGUUGAUCAAAAUUGGGUUUGUUUUCGAAUUCUUUGUGGAUCUGUGUAAUCUGAGGGAAAUAUGUGUCUCUAAUAUGGUCAUACAUUUGGCAGGAGGCUAGGAAGUGCAGCUCAGUUUCCACCUCAUUUUGUGGGCAGUGUGCACAUAGCCUGUCUUUUCUUGAGAGCCAGGUCUGCCUUCGGCGGCCUUUCUCAAUAGCAAGGCUAUGCUCACUGAGUCUGUACAUAGUCAAAGCUUUCCUUAAGUUUGGGUCAGUCACAGUGGUCAGGUAUUCUGCCACUGUGUACUCUCUGUUUAAGUAAUUCUCUUUUUGUUUUCUCAUGAUUUGGUUGGGUCUAAUUGUGUUGCUGUUCUGGGGCUCUGUGGGGUCUGUUUGUGUUUGUGAACAGAGCCCCAGGACCAGCUUGCUUAGGGGACUCUUCUCCAGGUUCAUCUCUCUGUAGGUGAUGGCUUUGUUAUGGAAGGUUUGGAAAUCGCUUCCUUUUAAGUGGUUGUAGAAUUUAACGGCUCUUUUCUGGAUUUUGAUAAUUAGCGGGUAUCGGCCUAAUUCUGCUCUGCAUGCAUUAGUUUGUGUUUUUCGUUGUACACUGAUGAUAUUUUUGCAGAAUUCUGCAUGCAGUCUCAAUUUGGUGUUUGUCCCAUUUUGUAAAUUCUUGGUUGGUGAGCGGACCACAGACCUCACAACUAUAAAGGGCAAUGGGUUCUAUAACAGAUUCAAGUAUUUUUAGCCAGAUUCUAAUUGGUAUGUCCAAUCUUAUGUUCCUUUUGAUGGCAUAGAAGGCCCUUCUUGCCUUGUCUCUCAGAUCAUUCACAGCUUUGUGGAAGUUACCUGUGGCGCUGAUAUUUAGGCCGAGGUAUGUAUCGUUUUUUGUGUGCUCUAGGGUAACAGUGUCUAGAUGGAAUUUGUAUUCGUGAUCCUGGCAACUGAACCUUUUUUGGAACACCAUUAUUUUUGUCUUACUGAGAUUUACUGUCAGGGCCCAUGUCUGACAGAAUCUGUGCAGAAGAUCUAGGUGCUGCUGUAGGCCCUCCUUGGUUUGUGGCAGAAGCACCAGAUCAUCAGCAAACAGUAGACAUUUGACUUCAGAUUCUAGUAGGGUCAGGCCGGGUGCUGCAGACUGUUCUAGUGCCCUCGCCAAUUCGUUGAUAUAUAUGUUGAAGAGGGUGGGACUUAAGCUGCAUCCCUGUCUCACCCCCCGGCCCUGUGGAAAGAAAUGUGUGUGUCAAUCUUAACUGCACACUUGUUGUUUGUGUACAUGGAUUUUAUAAUGUCGUAUGUUUUUCCCCCAACACCACUUUCCAUCAAUUUGUAUAGCAGACCCUCAUGCCAAAUAGAGUCAAAAAGUUUUUUGAAAUCAACAAAGCAUGAGAAGUCUUUGCUUUUGUUUUGUUUUGUUUGUUUGUCAAAUAUGGUGUGCAGGGUGAAUACAUGGUCUGUUGUACGGUAAUUUGGUAAAAAUACAAUUUGACAUUUGCUCAGUACAUUGUUUUCGCUGUUAAUUUGCAUUUUUGCAUUUGAGUCAUUUAGCAGACGCUCUUAUCCAGAACAACUUACAAUUAGUGAGUCCAUACAUUUUUCAUACUGGCCCCCCGUGUUAAUGAUAAUGCAGAGGAUUUUCCCAAGGUUGCUGUUGACGCAUAUCCCCUGGUAGUUAUUGGGGUCAAAUUUGUCUCCACUUUUGUGAAUUGGGGUGAUCAGUCCUUGGUUCCAAAUAUUGGGGAAGAUGCUGGAGCUGAGGAUGAUGUUAAAGAGUUUAAGUAUAACCAAUUGGAAUUUGUGGUCUGUAUAUUUGAUCAUUUCAUUGAGGAUACCAUCAACACCACAGGCCUUUUUGGUUUGGAGGGUUUGUAUUUUGUCCUAUAGUUCAUUCAAUGUAAUUGGAGAAUUCAGUGGGUUCUGGUAGUCUUUAAUAGUUGAUUCUAAGAUUUGUAUUUGAUCAUGUAUAUGUUUUUACUGUUCUUUGUUAUAGAGCCAAAAAUAUUGGAGAAGUGGUUUAUCCAUACAUCUCCAUUUUGGAUAGAUAACUCUUCGUGUUGUUGAUUGUUUAGAGUUUUCCUAUUUUCCCAGAAGUGGUUAGAUUCUAUGGAUUCUUCAAAUACAUUGAGCUGAUUUCUGACGUGCUGUUCCUUCUUUUUCCGUAGUGUAUUUCUGUAUUGUUUUAGUGAUUCACCAUAGUGAAGGCGUAGCCUCAGGUUUUCUGGGUCUUUUUGUUUUUGGUUGGAUAGGUUUCUCCAUUUCUAUCUUAGGUUUUUGCGUUCUUCAUCAAACCAUUUGUCAUUGUUGUUAAUUUUCUUAGGUUAUCUGCAUGAAAUGUUUAGGUUUGAUCGGGAAGCUGAGAGGUCAAACAUACUGUUUAGGUUUUCUACUGCUAAGUUUACACCUUCACUAUUACAGUGAAACCUUUUGUCCAGGAAAUUGUCUAGAAAGGAUUGAAUUUGUUGUUGUCUAAUUAUUUUUUGGUAGAUUUCCACACUAUUUUCCUUCCAUCUAUAGCAUUUCUUAAUAUUAUUCAGUUCCUUUGGCUUUGAUGCCUCAAAAUUGAGCAUAGCUCUGUUCAAGUAGAGUGUGAUUUUGCUGUGAUCUGAUAGGGGUGUAUGGUAGAAAAUUACAAGAUUACAUUUUAAUACUGUUUAUGCAUCGAAUAAGGUUGCUCAGUACUCUCUCAUCUGUGUCUGUGUGGACUGAGUUGGGCCUCUGGGGCUUGGCGCUGGCAAUUGAUUUAUGAUGGCUUGGUGAUAAAACCUACAGCCUGCAUUCCAUAGAAAGAGUUGGUGUUUGUGUACUAUGAGGUUCCAUGGAGGAGAUGUCUCUGGUGUGGACAGCUGAUAAGAAAAACCUUGUCUUUGGGGCCAAACCCUGGUUUCUAUACAAUUAGAACAGCCAACACAGCAAAUGCUAUCUGGCUGGGGGGUUACUCCUUUCUUACAUACAAAACUUCACCUCUAGACCCAUUCCACACAUCUGUUGUUUGUCAAGAAGACUCAGGAGGACGUACUUUUCUAUAAAGGUUGUAACUGCAGGUGUUGUGACACGUUUUUGUUGGCUAUGUUGUCGUAGUUGUGUCUAGGGGGGCAUAUGGGGAGGGAAUGCUGUCACCUCCAGGUAGGUGUUUGUCCCCCUGUGUGCUGAGGGUUUCAGAUUCUUGUCCAGUUCUGGCAUUUAGGUGGCCACAGACUAGUACAUGUCCCUGAGCCUGGAAAUUGUUGAUCUCCCCCUCUAGGAUGGAGAGGCUGUCAUCGUUAAAGUAUGGGGAUUAUUUUGGGGGGAUAUAGGUAGCACACAGGAGGACAUUUGUCUCUGUUGAGAUCAUUUCCUUAUUAAUUUCUAGCCAGAUGUAAAAUGUUCCUGUUUGGAAUAAUUUCAUAGAGUGAGUUAGGUCUGCUCUAUACCAAAUUAGCAUACCCCCUGAGUCUUCCCUGGUUCACACCUGGUAGUUUGGUGGAUGGAACUACCAGCUCUCUGUAACCUAGAGGGCAACCAGUGGGUCCAUCUCCUUUAUACCAUGUUUCUUGUAGGAUGACAAUGUCUGUGUUUCCAAUUUCUUUGGUGAAGUCCGGGUUCCUGCUCUUUAGGCCAAAGGCAGAUGACCUCAGGCCUUGUAUAUUCCAGGAUGAGAUAGUAAAAGCUUUGUGUUCGAUAGUGUCUAGUUGUUUUUGUGUGGUUUAGGAACCGGACCAUCACAGUAUGUGUGAGCAGAGCAUGUUCAACAUCUGAUACAUACCCCUCUCUCUCUCUCGAUAGAGGAGGAGACCUGCAGAAGAUAGGAGAGUAAGACACACAAACGGUUGGCUUGGAUGUUAAUGUGUUGUAGAUUUAGUUCAGGUAUUGAUCUGUGUUGUGCUGUAGGUUUAGCAUGGUUUUCUCUGAGGUGCCAAACUUUAGUGAACCAAACCCAGAGGUACUGGCCCAGGCCAACAGGCCGGUGAGUACACACACAAACACACACACACACACACACACACACACACACACACACACACACACACACACACACACACACACACACACACCAGAAUUAUCUAUCUCCCCUCCCCUAUUUUGCAAAUUAAAUCCAAAAAGUGAUCUUUAUUCACACAGAGAGAAACAACACUACACCACAUACAAGUGAGAGAGAUAGAGAGGAGUUAUCAGAUGAAACUACCGUGUCUACAGGCCUGGUGAGGUUGUUUUCAUUUGGUUUCUUUGUAUUCAGAGUAAAGUUACGUUCCAGCUACUCUGUUAUUGA